UAUGCUAAUUGAAGAUUGUAACAUAUUUCAAAUGUGCCUUUUUUUUGUUAAUUCGUACCACAAGCUAUUUACUCCGUUCUGUUGAUUCCAUUAGUUUACUCCAUACUGUUGAUUUUAGUUGACAUUGAAGGUUAAUAUGUCAAACUAUUUGUGGUGUGGUCUAUUUUGCUCUAUGCACAUUGUCAAGUAAUUAGCAUUAUUACUAUCUCGAUAGUCAAGUGGUCAACAGGUAAGAAUUUUUGUUUUUGUUCGAUUUCAUUCGUAAAAGUCUUUAGCUAAUCUGGUUCAUCUUAAAUUUCUGCAUAUGACAAUAUAGAAUGCUCCUGAAAAACACCAAGAUUCCAUGAUGGGGCAGUGUUAACAGUAGAUUUUUUAUUGAAACUAACUCUACUGCUGGAAGUAAACUUAUUCGUUUGAGUUGAAAAUGUAGAAGUUCUAACAAAGUUGGAAGUAGGUGUAUGAGUAUGAGUCAUACUGCAAAUGAAAGCUCUGGUUUUUCUUAUAAGAAGUUGAUGCAUUUUGCUUUAGAAGAAACUAAUCCACAUACCUCUUUGGUCCCUCUCCACUGCAGGUAUCUGUAUUUUGGGUUUUCUUUGUUUUCCACAAUUUUUCAUUAUCUUUGUACUAAGCAUGUGAUUUAGCUGCUGUAUGUUUUUCUGUUUUUUGUUCUUUUUGCUUUGUUAAGUGUGAAACUUUGUCUGCUUCUGCAAAUUCUUGAAGAAGGAACAAAAUCUGUGUUAAAAAGAUUAGCAAUUUUAGGUUGAGACAAAAAAACAUGAGCGGUGAGCCUGUGACUGUGACUUUGUCUUUUUCUAUUAUGUUUGUGCUACCAGUUUUGUGCAUAGAAACAAGAAAAAUCACUAAGCAAUAGGGUCGUAGGCAGUAACCAUUAGAUAUGUUUAAUGUUAACGGUUCACCCGAUAACCGAACCGAUAACAAUGAAAAAUCGAUAAACCGAUAACCGAUAAUUUUCAAAACCGAACCGAACCGACCAACAUCUGGUCCUCUUGUACCAGGAACUAUGUUAUCUGGAUUACAGGAUAAUUUUCCAGCAACUCAGAGCAUCAGCUCUUUGACUAGUUCUAGUCUGAGUUCAGCUAAUUUGA
Messenger RNA from Capsicum annuum, 1106 nucleotides. Its product is annotated as protein NEDD1. Gene Ontology annotation, molecular function: gamma-tubulin complex binding. Gene Ontology annotation, cellular component: kinetochore microtubule. NCBI's taxonomy places the organism in Eukaryota, Viridiplantae, Streptophyta, Magnoliopsida, Solanales, Solanaceae. Gene Ontology annotation, biological process: regulation of phragmoplast microtubule organization; regulation of microtubule nucleation; regulation of mitotic spindle organization. The record is from RefSeq and is a predicted model, not a curated record.